UAUGGUUAAUAUAAUACGUUAAAUUUAAGAAUAAAAGUGUUUUCGUUUGUCAAAUAUUUAUAGGGCCGCUGCAAUGACCUUACGUACGGUUUUACUCUCACUUCAAGCAUUGUUGGCUGCUGCCGAGCCUGAUGAUCCACAAGACGCAGUAGUAGCAUAUCAAUAUAAAGACAAAUACCAGUUGUUUCUUAUGACGGCUAAGCAUUGGACAAAUAUAUAUGCUGGAGGUCCCCACAAAUUUACUGAGUGUGAUUCGAAAAUUCAACGCCUAAAAGAUAUGGGGAUUGAUGAGCAUGAUGCGCGGGCCGUUUUGUCGAAAGAAAACUGGGAUUUGGAAAAGGCAACAGAGAACUUGUUUAGUUAGCUUCCUUUUUAUUUAUAAAAACACAUAUUUUAUGGAAAUAAGAAUUUAUCAAAAAUA
This is a messenger RNA of Bactrocera tryoni, 421 nucleotides long. RefSeq names its product ubiquitin-conjugating enzyme E2-22 kDa-like. Lineage: Eukaryota; Metazoa; Arthropoda; Insecta; Diptera; Tephritidae. Bases 74 to 364 code for a protein of 96 amino acids. The record is from RefSeq and is a predicted model, not a curated record. The transcript is spliced from 2 exons. Gene Ontology annotation, molecular function: protein binding.